AUGGCGACGGCUGAUCAGCCUUCGGGCUUGAUGGACAUCGCGAGUUCCCUCUCGCAAGAUGAAAUUCCCUUCAAGCUGCGAUGCGCAAUCUGCAACAAACUCGCCUUGAACGCCUUCCGCCUUCCCUGCUGCGAACAGGCCAUUUGCGAGUCCUGUCAAGCAUCGCUUCCCGAGACUUGCCCCGUCUGCGCGCAUACCCCGAUCUCCUCCGAUCUUUGCAAGCCGAAUAAAGCUCUGCGCACCACCCUCAAAGCUUUCCUCCGCACCGAAGAGAAAAAGCGCGAAAAAGAACGACAGUCGACCACUCCCAUUGUCAAUGGUGUCCACCCCGUCGACGAGGCGACCCCAUCUCAAGAAAUUCCCCCGGUAUCCGAGACCCCCGAAGUCAAGACAACGGAAGAGACUGUCGGAGCGACCCCGGCAGCAGACGUCUCUCAGGAGCCUCCAGUGGAAACCAAUCUCCCCGAAACCACCGCCGAACAUGCACCUGAACCCGAACAGCAACUCCCCUCGGAGGCACAACCUGAGAUCGAACACGAUGAAUCCGUUCCCGCCGAGACCGUCGAAGGCAUCGACGGCGCAGAGCAACCCGCCGAGCAACCCAACGAGAAUGAUGAAACGGGCGUGGCCCAGUCAACCGAACAAGACGAGUCCCAAACCCCCGCGAUGGGCGCCAUGCCUCCCAAUGGCAUGGGCAUGACGCCAGGCAUGUUCCCCAACAUGGGAUGGAACGGCAAUGGGGACUUUAACCCCAUGUCCCAAUUUAUGGGCAACGGCAUGUUCAACUUCCCGAAUCCUAUGGCAAUGUCCGGCAUGAUGGGCCCGAUGACCGCGAAUCCGGGAAUGUUUGGGGGCUACGGGAUGAACAUGAAUGGCAUGAACAAUGGCAUGAGUAUGGGGAUGAAUUACAACGCUGGUCAAGGCAUGUAUGGCGGAUGGGACGGCUCACAGAACAAUAUGUGGAAUGGAGGCCAAGAUAAAUUCAAUCCAAAUGCUUUCGCAAAUGGUAUGGGCCCGCAGUAUGGGCCCUCCUCCUCUGGAUUUGGCGGCUAUAAUCCCAACGGCGUUCCGCAACAACAGCAGCAAGACUUCCAGAAUGGCUAUUAUGGCCCCGGGUUUGGUCGCGGCAACUUCCGGGGCCGUGGUCGUGGCUUUGGCCUUGGCGGCGCUGGUCGCGGCCACGCGUUCGCAGCAGCCAACUACCCUAAUGCUAAUCAGGCAGCGUUUCAAUCUCCUAACUCGCCCGCCGUCCCUUCGGACAUGGCGUCUCAAGCGCCGGAAGACCAGGACGCCCAUCAAGAGGGCCCCACUGAGACCAGCGAGCCGCCACCUGGUCAGGAUCAGCCUGCACAGGAUGCCAACGGUGAUCCUUCAGGCGAACCGGCAGAGUCCGCCCCGGCGGGUACGCAGCAAGAACCAGACGAGUCGCAGCUGCGCGGCAUUCCAACGAUUGACAGUUUGGACCAGGCCAACGCCCAGAUGAUGCCUGGCGGACCCAUGGGCAUGAUGGGCCACAUGGGCCCGGGCUUCGGACGCGGCGGCUACAUGCGCGGACCCUACGGCGGUCGGGGAGGCUUCGGCGGCCCACUCGGGCAUGGCGGUAACAUGCACGGUGCUAACAUGCAGAUGCCUCGAGGACCUGGAGUUGAAGGCGCCCCCGCUGCGCCGCGCGCAAUGCGAGAAGGCCUCCCAAACACCAGUAUCUUGCGACAGCGCCACUUCCAGGGUCCCGGAUCCGCACGGUCGUCAGUGCCAUCCAUGAGAACCUCGGAACCGCCCCAAAGUGUGACUCCAGCUCCAGCGACGGAGGAUCAACCGCCUCGUUCACAAUCCAGAUCCAAGUCCCGCGGUCGAUCUGCGUCCCAAGCCCGGAGCAGGUCGCGAUCUCCCGCCCGUCACUAUCGCCAGCGGUCAGUCAGCCGCGCCGACAACACCAAUAACAACCAUGAAGAAUCCGACCGCCGGUCUGACCGUCCCCGGCGCCCCCGCCAUCGCGACGAUCAGUAUGACGACAGACACGAGACAGGCGACCCCCGUCGCACACGCUCCCCAUCCGUGGACUCGCAUCGCUCGUCGCGUCGCAGAGACAGAGACCGCGAACGCGAACGAGAUCGUCGCAGCGGCCGACGGUCUCACCGCUCGCACCGCUACCGCAGCACCAGCCGCGACGCCGAUUCCCGGGACGGCGAUCGACUCGCCCUGAUCCCAGAAGAAAACGGAACAUCUCCCCGCGGCAAGACCCCCGAGCCCACCGAAAGCUCCAGCCGCAGCUAUCGCUCGUCCAAGGACCGGCCAACCCGACGGGAAGAAGAGCGUGAACGAGACCGUGACGCUCGGCGUCGGGACCGCGAUCGUGACAGACAUCGCGAGCGAGAUCGAGACCGCGAACGAGACCGCGACAGAGACCGGGAUCGAUACCGAGACCGUGAGCGAGACCGCGACCGCGACCGCGACAGGAAACGCUCUCGCCGCGAUCGCUCCGAGUCCCCUGCCGACAGCGAGUACUCCUCGCGCCACCAUUCACGCCGCGUCAAACGCACCCGCGACGAUGACGUCCGUAGCAGCGGCGACCGCGACCGUCCGCCCAAGGAGAAACCGCCGCGCACCGCGGAGCCCGAAAAAGACCCGCAUACGCUGGAGCGCGAAGCCCGCAACCGCGAACGCAUGCUCAAAGAACAGCAGCGACGCGAGGCGAUGCAGGCCGACCGCGACGGCGGCAGCAGCAAGUCCAGUCGCCGCCAGGAUAAUCGCCCGGAGCGCAGUCUUGCCGGCGGGCGGCGCGUUAGCUACAAAUAUGAAGAUGAGGAGAAUGACGCGGCUCGCGCGGCGCGUGUCGAGAGCGAGCGCGAGGCGAGUCGCUGGGCGUGA
This is a messenger RNA of Aspergillus terreus NIH2624, 2868 nucleotides long. RefSeq lists its product as uncharacterized. NCBI's taxonomy places the organism in Eukaryota, Fungi, Ascomycota, Eurotiomycetes, Eurotiales, Aspergillaceae. The record is from RefSeq and is a predicted model, not a curated record. The transcript is spliced from 6 exons. Bases 1 to 2868 code for a protein of 955 amino acids.